CUGCCGAUGCUUCUUUUCAUGGCCCCAUCCUCCGCGCACAGACUCCCCCUUCCGUCACAGCUGCUUACAAGUUGUUGGUGUCCACGUAGGGGCGCCUCAGCAAGCGUCUUCCUGUGCUGUCCCUCGUGUAGCUCCCGUCAAGUACCACACCUGUCUCUCCUGCCUCCAUCGGAGACACCACUGACUUCUGCUGCGAUACUAGCGGACAUCCCAUGCCGAUGCAAUCUCUGUGCCGGACGGUGACGAAGUUGAGCACCGAAAGUGGAGAGAGAGAGUGAGUGUGGAGGUGGUGUGUGCAGGAUUCGGGGUGAGUUUUGGCAGCAGAUAAACAGAUGUAUGGCGUUGCUUCAAAUCAUCAUGUGUUGGGAACCAGGCAAGCGUUGCCGCUGGGUCGUACAGGGACGCCUCUGUACGAGCGUGUGACAUCGCAGUUAGCUAGAGGUAGAGGGACAAAGCAAACGAGGACGCACCGAUUGAUUGCGGCUUUGAGUCCUGCCUUCCCGAAUCAGCCAGAUUUGUCUGCAUUUCAGUGGCCCUCGACAUCGGCAUUGCGGGUAGGAUCGCAAGGAGAACCAGAGAGACAAGUGAAGGCCGGGGCCAAGGAGAAGUGGCCCAAACACAAUGAAAGUGCUUUGAGUAGUGACUCACCGCUGUCUCUGCCCUUGGCUUAUCCAGGGACCGAACCCGCCACCCAGAAAGAGAGAGAUGCAAUGGUGAAUUGUAACCCCGAAGUACAGGAUUGUAAGAAUCCCGUGUACCAAUGGACGGCGAAGUGUUCAAGAUGCCAAGGCACAGGGGAGGUGAGCUUUUACAGGAAACGGGGCAAAGAAGUAAUAAGCAAGUGCAUUGCUUGUUUAGGCAUAGGUUAUGUGGAGAAGAUAACUUUGCGGGCGGAUAAAGUAGACGAAUCUGAUUUGUCCAAGUGAGUGUCUGGCUCUGUCUUGGAGAGCAGCACUCAUUUUCGAGAACACGAUUUGGAAUUCUUUUAGUAUUUCGCUUUGGGUAAUUCGCACAGGUGUACGGUGGCACAAUUGAACCAGCAGCACCUUUGAUGCAGGAAGAUUUUUUUUCGAGGGCUCAGGAAUGAUAUAACUGAAGCAAGUAAUAGUCUUUCUAGUUGAAGUCUCUGACCUUUGAUCUGUACUUUUUGUGGUGGAAUCGAACGAGGAGAGUGCUGAGGCCUUGUUUUAUAGCAGCUGAGGAGCAAACAUUACGGGUAGUGGGAUAAUACCGUGAAAUUUUAUUGGCAACGAAUGUUGCAAGUUUUGCUAGUUGUAGUUUUGGUGCCAUGGACGAUCAUCAAGCACUACAAUUGUCUUGGUACGUAAGUCUGCUGCCUAUAUCACUGAUCUAGGAGGUCAGAACGCCUUUGCUUUAAACGAAUAGUCGUAGCAGCGUUGUAAGCUUAGCCUAGACUUAUCCUGUUAAGAAAUAACGCUUGACGAAACUCUGGCACAAAGUUGUGAGGGCAAACUGAAUCAUAGGAAUAGAUCAUGAAGACCUACAUUGCCUUCUGUGUGGAAGCUUUUUGCUGCAAGAGCUCGGUUAAGCUCUCCAUCAUAGAAGAGGUCCAGUACCUGCCUCAAGUACAUACGACAUGGCUCAUGAGAGGCAGUUGCAAAAAAUGAGCAACGCAAUUUAAAGGAAGGCGUGCAGUCUAGUUAAUGCUGCAUGCUUGGAAACCUGGUGAGAUUGGGCUAACCUCUGGGCCAUCUUUGCAGCGAGCAUUUGCGAGGUUGAUCAUCUUUCUCACUAACGCAGCAACAAUUUUGUAAUCUGCAUUAGGAGCGCUAAGUGUUAAGGUCAGGCACAUGCGAAAUGCGGCCGACGCAACCUCCAUACUAGGUUCUUUUCUCCUUGAAGCCUCAAGGCCCAUUUUGAAAAAAUGUUCAGCUGUGAACCCUGGCAUGUUGCUGCAUUGUUUUAAAAUUUUCAGUUGUUCUGCAUCUUCUUUUGCCCUUCCUUUGAGUUCGAAUUGUAGUAGAUGCAGGUAUAUACCAAAGCUUCCGUCGGUUUUGCUCCCAGAGUCGUCGAUGGCCACAAGUUUCUUGUGCACCUGCAGCAGUGGACGUGGAAUGACACUGAUGUCACGAAUCCAUAUUCUUUCAGUAAAGGAGUAGCUUUCGAUGCGUGAUAAAACAUACCUCCUGACAUUUAUCCAAGUAGGUUGUUGCAAUGUGUAUAACUUCGGUCUCGUUCACGUCAUCCGUUGUUAACAGAGCCGAUACGCAGAGAAGCAAAGCUGUUUGGACGGACCGGAGACUACCGGGGGUCGGGGGUAGUACACAGUAAAAGUUUGAGGAUAUUGCGUAAAAUUCGAAACAAGACUUCCAAUCCUGUUCUUUUCCACAUUCCAUAGCCUGAUUCCAAGAUGCUCCUGAAUACCAUUUUGCUUCUCGUUCCCCGCUGCUCCCAGUACCAAAGAACUUUUCAUAUCCUAGUUCUUGCAGCCGUUUAUUGGCGUACUUGAAGUGCCAUAGUAUGUCAGAGCGCUUGGUUUUUCCCUGGAUCAGAAGCAGGAUUAGGUUUCUGAGCACAACAACCUCUUCCGUGACCAUGACCCUGUCCGAAGAGUAUAAGCUCAGCAUGUUGCUUAGUGCAGCAACUGCAACUGUGAUUGUUUUGCAAGCUAUGGCCUCGUGGCAAGCAAGAUUCAAGAACUCGGGUUCAAAGUCGGUGCAUUUCAGCAUCCUCUCCA
Molecule: messenger RNA, 2698 nt
Organism: Physcomitrium patens
Lineage: Eukaryota; Viridiplantae; Streptophyta; Bryopsida; Funariales; Funariaceae
Source: RefSeq, a predicted model, not a curated record